This is a messenger RNA of Macrosteles quadrilineatus (aster leafhopper), 912 nucleotides long. Its product is annotated as protein SON-like. The transcript has a single exon. Lineage: Eukaryota; Metazoa; Arthropoda; Insecta; Hemiptera; Cicadellidae. The record is from RefSeq and is a predicted model, not a curated record. The coding region runs from base 1 to 912 and encodes 303 amino acids.
AUGAGAGCAAAAUUAGGUCCUGUCGUGACAGCGGUGAUGUACCUCGAUAAGAAGAAAGGAGUAAGCGUCUCAGAUGUCGCUGACUUUCUACGUCACAACUACGGCCUCAAAACUCUCCCGGACUAUAAGAAGUCUUUGAAACUAGCAGUAGAAGAGGGAUUCUUGACCGUCAGACACAACCGCUUCUACCCUGCACUGAACGAGGACACACUCUUGGAGGCGCGUAGGAGACGGAAACGUUCACUAAAGCGUCGAAGAGGUAGACGUCACGACGACAACGAUGAGGUAGUCAUAGCCCGCGGUCGCAGACAACAAAGAUAUCGGUACAAAAGGAGAAGCCGUAAACAAACGGGACGUGAAGCUGACAGUGAACUGAUAGAGGCUCGACGCAGGAGAAGGUCUAUUAGCAAAAGACUCCGGAGGAAUAGCAUUAUCCAGGCUCGAAGAAGACGUAGGUCUAUAAGACGUCGCAGUGAUGAUUCCGACGAUCUCACUAUGGCUCGUCGACGCCGGAAGAGAUCCACACGACGCGCCAGGAGGCGAGAUGACUACGAUGAACUCAUCAUGGCUCGUCGUCGCCGUAAGAGAUCUACAAGACACGCUAGGAGGCGAGAUGACUCCGACGAUCUCACCAUGGCUCGUCGUCGCCGUAAGAGAUCUACACGACGCGCUAGGAGGAGAGAUGACCUAGAUGAUCUCACCAUGGCUCGUCGUCGCCGUAAGAGAUCUACACGACGCGCUAGGAGGAGAGAUGACCUAGAUGAUCUCACUAUGGCUCGUAGAAGACGCAGGUCUCGUAGAAGCACGCGCAGACGUCGAGGUCGCAAACACGAAGAAUCAUCUGCUCCUCAAGAUCAAACUGGAGAGUCUCCCAACAAUCCUCCAGAGCCGGUGGAUCAGCCGUCGCAAUAA